Molecule: messenger RNA, 1245 nt
Organism: Phyllopteryx taeniolatus (common seadragon)
Lineage: Eukaryota; Metazoa; Chordata; Actinopteri; Syngnathiformes; Syngnathidae
Gene: atp6v1d
Product: ATPase H+ transporting V1 subunit D
Exons: 8
Coding region: 151-897 (248 amino acids)
Cellular component (GO): proton-transporting V-type ATPase complex
Molecular function (GO): proton-transporting ATPase activity, rotational mechanism
Source: RefSeq, a predicted model, not a curated record
CACCUGAUCCGCUCGGCCGGGAGAGUCUGACGAGAUCAUCUCAACCUGUGGUUGAAAUACCGCACGAACAACAUUUGAUCUGUACCUGGACUACACAAAUUGGGAAAAUAACGUCUUCUUGUUGCAAAUAAUCAGCAGAACGCCGACAAGAUGUCUGGAAAGGACAGGAUCGACGUUUUCCCAUCCAGAAUGGCUCAGACCAUCAUGAAGGCUCGUAUGAGAGGCGCGCAAACGGGUCGCAACCUGCUCAAGAAGAAGUCGGACGCGCUCUCAAUGCGAUUCCGUCAAAUCCUUCGCAAGAUUAUCGAAACAAAGACCAAGAUGGGGGAGGUGAUGAGAGAGGCGGCUUUCUCUUUGGCUGAAGCCAAAUUUGCAGCUGGUGACUUCAGCACUACUGUCAUCCAGAAUGUCAACAAAGCUCAGGUGAAGGUGCGUGCCAAAAAAGACAAUGUGGCAGGUGUGACUCUCCCCGUUUUUGAGCACUACCAAGAAGGCGGGGACAGCUAUGAGCUGACUGGUCUGGCCAGAGGAGGAGAGCAGCUCUCCAGGUUGAAGAGGAACUAUGCCAGAGCUGUGGAACUACUAGUGGAGUUGGCCUCUCUGCAGACAUCUUUUGUCACUCUGGAUGAGGCCAUAAAGAUCACCAACCGCCGUGUGAAUGCAAUUGAGCAUGUUAUUAUCCCUCGGAUCGACCGCACCUUGACUUACAUCAUUACGGAGCUGGAUGAGAGGGAACGAGAGGAGUUCUACAGGCUGAAGAAGAUCCAGGAGAAGAAGAAGCAACUGAGAGAGAAGACUGAGAAGGAGAUCGCCGCCCGUCUGGCCAAGUUGGGUCCCAUUGCAGAGCCCGCCAACAUGAUGACAGAAGAGACGGAUGAAGACUUGCUCUUCGAGUAAACAUCAUGUUGCCAAGGCAACCCUUAAACCUAUUUAUUCCAUGCCUAUCAGGGCCGUGUCCAAGUCUUCUCGUGAAGGCAAUUGUUUGUGUGUUGUGAUUUGUUCUGUUGUGUCAAUACCGGAAAGAAUCAUACAUUUCUGUCUUUGUACAGAACUACAAGGCAGUUAAAAUAUAAAGAGCAAGUAAAUUGUGAUUAAUAGAAGUUUCUCCUCACAUUGUAUGCUGUAAAUUUUAAAAUGGUUGAUGUGUGAGUGCCAUUACCUCAUUUAUAAGAUGUUUACCUAAUGAGACCCUUGCUAUAACACAUACAUUUAAACAUGUCCUCAAAUAAAAAGGCGUACUCAGUA